Molecule: messenger RNA, 821 nt
Organism: Diospyros lotus (date-plum)
Lineage: Eukaryota; Viridiplantae; Streptophyta; Magnoliopsida; Ericales; Ebenaceae
Product: transcription initiation factor IIA subunit 2-like
Exons: 4
Coding region: 187-507 (106 amino acids)
Biological process (GO): transcription initiation at RNA polymerase II promoter; RNA polymerase II preinitiation complex assembly
Cellular component (GO): transcription factor TFIIA complex
Molecular function (GO): RNA polymerase II general transcription initiation factor activity; TBP-class protein binding
Source: RefSeq, a predicted model, not a curated record
UCGCUGGCCUAUAUAAAAGGGGAGCUACAAAAACUAGGGUAUAAAAAGCCUCAAUUGGUCUCCCUCCACCGAUUCCGAUUCCGAUUCCGAGUCUGAGUCUGAGUCUGUUCUUCGGCAAUUCAAUUCGAGAGAAGGAGAAGCCGAUAACGGAGCCUUCAAUCCGAUCAUAUCUGAUAAGAAAGGGGAAUGGCAACGUUUGAACUGUACCGCAGGUCGACAGUUGGCAUGUGCUUGACCGAAACAUUGGAUGAGAUGGUUUCAAACGGUGUUCUCAGUCCUGAACAUGCCAUCCAGGUCCUUGUUCAGUUUGACAAGUCAAUGACUGAAGCUCUGGAAGCCCAAGUCAAGAGCAAGGUUUCAAUGAAGGGACAUCUGCACACCUACAGAUUCUGCGACAACGUGUGGACGUUCAUUUUACAAGAUGUGAUGUUUAAGACCGAGGAGUGCCAGGAAACUGUUGGUCGGGUUAAAAUAGUGGCAUGUGACUCGAAGCUGCUCUCACAAUGAGACAGAUUGCUGCCACCAACCCCCCUGAAGAUUGUUUCCAAUCCGAGGAGCGAGGAGAUUGAGAUCCUAGUCUGGUGGGGGACGAGAAUUGAAUAAAACGAACACUGGGGCGGGCUUGCGUUGCUCGCUUGGUUGACAAUCAAAGUUGAAGUUGAAGUUGAAGUUGCAGUUGCGGCUGAGUUUUCAGUUAGUGCAGGAAGAUUUUAAACCAAACAGCCAGAACCCACCCACCAUCAAAAGGCAACGGCUGUUUCUAUGUACUGUUUGUGACUUUGGUUAUGCUUUCAUUUAUAAAAUUUUACUCUUUUCGCUGA